AUGGACGGGAAUCUAUCACGGUCGAUCCUUGUUAACUUCUUCUGCUGUCAAUCGCCCGCCUCUUCUUCGUUUCCAGAUAAAUCAUUAAUGGACCUGAUCGCUUCAAUGGACGGUGGCCACUUUGAUAUUCCAAUCAUCCACGGAUUUGAGGAAAAUCCUGUACGCGUUUUCUCAGCCGCCGAACUCGAUAAAUCGACUGAAAGCUUCAAUCAAGCUCGCCUUCUAACAGAAGACGCAUUAUGGAAGAUUUACAGAUCUGGCUCUUUGAAGAAGCAUAACCUAGUCCUUAUCAAGAAAUACAACAAAGCGGACAAAGAGUUUCCUCUCAUCAAAUCCCCUGCCGUUCGUGAUACCGCGAUCGCCGCUCAGAUGUGUAAUCACCGCAACGUUCUGAAGCUAAUUGGAGUCUGCAUGGAAUUCGACGCUCCGGCACUGAUCUAUGAACAUCCAGAGAAUACGAGGCUUCUCUCUAAUGUCCUGUUCCGAAACGGUUCAGAUCUCACAUGGAAAAGUAGGCUAGGGUUAGCCUGUAAUAUAGCCAAUGCGAUUCUUCAUCUCCACACAGCAUUUUCCACCAAAAUCGUUCAUAGGAAUCUGAAAUUGGAGAAUAUAUUCAUAGACAAAGACGAAAUUGCUAAACUAUUUGAUUUCUCAUUCGCCAUAUGCAUACCUCAAGGUGAAUCGGAAGUGAAUGACGCCGUUGUUGGGACUCGAGGAUUCAUUGAAAGCGAAUACGCCCGAACUGGUUCGGUUUCUGACAAGGUUGACGUUUAUGAUUUUGGCAUCAUAUUACUCGAAUUCCUGAGUGGGAGAAGGCCAAAUUAUGCAGGUGGAGAAAGUUUAGAUGAUAUGAAAGAAUGUAUAGCGAAGCAUGAGUUAAACCUAAUUGUUGAUAGUAAGGUUCUUGAGAUUGAGCAAGAGAUACAAUUGAUGGAUUUUGCACAACUUAGCUUAAGAUGCAUGAAUGAAAACAGAGAAAUGCGACCUAACAUGCCUCAGGUGGUUGAUGAACUCAUAAGACUUCAAGGACUUUGUCAUGGCCCAUUUGUGGGAGGGCCCAAUCAAGAGGAAUAG
Messenger RNA from Impatiens glandulifera, 1074 nucleotides. RefSeq names its product non-functional pseudokinase ZED1-like. The record is from RefSeq and is a predicted model, not a curated record. Bases 1 to 1074 code for a protein of 357 amino acids. The transcript has a single exon. Gene Ontology annotation, biological process: cell surface receptor signaling pathway; protein phosphorylation. Lineage: Eukaryota; Viridiplantae; Streptophyta; Magnoliopsida; Ericales; Balsaminaceae. Gene Ontology annotation, cellular component: plasma membrane. Gene Ontology annotation, molecular function: ATP binding; protein serine/threonine kinase activity.